Molecule: messenger RNA, 10362 nt
Organism: Dromiciops gliroides (monito del monte)
Lineage: Eukaryota; Metazoa; Chordata; Mammalia; Microbiotheria; Microbiotheriidae
Gene: XRN1
Product: 5'-3' exoribonuclease 1
Biological process (GO): rRNA catabolic process; nuclear-transcribed mRNA catabolic process
Cellular component (GO): nucleus
Molecular function (GO): 5'-3' RNA exonuclease activity; RNA binding
Source: RefSeq, a predicted model, not a curated record
GCGGGGGAGGCUGGGCGAAGGCCCGGUCCCGAGUGGCCUCUCUAGCCCCCGGCGGGCGGUGCGACGUUCUCUAUGGUCUGGGAGGGCGGGGCCUGUGUUGUCAUCGGCGGCGCGACGGCGGAGGCGGCGGCCGAGGCCUGGGCGGGGGGUUUGGUUUCGGUUUGGCGACGGCUGCAAACAGGGUCGGUGACGGUCGACAUGGGAGUCCCCAAGUUUUACCGGUGGAUCUCGGAGCGGUAUCCCUGCCUCAGUGAGGUGGUGAAAGAGCAUCAGAUUCCUGAAUUUGAUAACUUGUACCUGGAUAUGAAUGGAAUCAUACACCAGUGCUCCCAUCCUAAUGAUGAUGAUGUUCAUUUCAGAAUUUCUGAUGAUAAGAUUUUUGCUGAUAUUUUUCACUACCUGGAGGUAUUGUUUCGCAUUAUUAAGCCCAGAAAAGUUUUCUUUAUGGCAGUUGAUGGUGUGGCUCCACGGGCAAAAAUGAACCAGCAACGUGGGAGACGUUUUCGGGCAGCAAAGGAGGCAGAGGAUAAAAUCAAAAAAGCAUUAGAAAAAGGAGAAACUCUUCCUGCAGAAGCGAGAUUUGACUCCAACUGUAUUACACCAGGGACUGAAUUCAUGGCCAGAUUACAUGAGCAUCUGAAGUAUUUUGUAAAUAUGAAGAUUUCCUCAGACAAGUCAUGGCAAGGAGUUACUAUCUACUUAUCAGGCCAUGAGACUCCAGGAGAAGGAGAACACAAAAUCAUGGAAUUUAUCCGAUCCGAGAAAGGAAAGCCAGAUCAUGAUCCAAACGUCAGACAUUGUCUUUAUGGUUUAGAUGCUGACUUGAUUAUGCUUGGCUUAACAAGUCAUGAAGCACAUUUCUCUCUUUUAAGGGAGGAGGUCCGAUUCGGUGGCAAGAAGACACAAAGGGUAUGUGCUCCAGAAGAAACCACAUUUCACCUCCUACACUUGUCUUUAAUGAGAGAAUAUAUUGACUAUGAGUUUUCUUCAUUAAAGGACAAGAUUUCCUUUAAAUAUGACAUUGAAAGGAUAAUAGACGAUUGGAUUUUAAUGGGAUUUCUUGUUGGCAAUGAUUUUAUUCCUCAUCUACCUCAUUUGCAUAUCAAUCAUGAUGCACUGCCUCUUCUUUAUAGAACAUAUAAGACUGUCUUGCCAGAACUUGGUGGUUACAUUAAUGAAAAUGGCCAUCUCAACUUACCUCGGUUUGAGAAAUACCUUAUAAAGCUGUCUGAUUUUGAUCGUGAACACUUCAGUGAAGUUUUCGUUGACUUGAAAUGGUUUGAAAGCAAAGUUGGCAACAAAUACCUCAAUGAAGCAGCAGGUAUUGCAGCAGAGGAAGCAAAAAACGACAAACAAAAGAAACUAAAGGGCCAAGAAAACUCCAUGUGUUUGGCUGCUUUGGACAAAACUGAAGAAGUGGUUACUUCAAAGAGUGUUACAGAAGAAGAACCUGAAGAUGAUGACCUCUUUGAAACAGAAUUUAGACAGUAUAAGAGAACAUAUUACAUGACAAAGAUGGGGGUAGAGGUUGUUUCAGAUGACUUUCUGGCUGACCAAGCAGAAUGUUAUGUGCAGGCAAUACAGUGGAUUCUGCACUACUACUAUCAUGGAGUUCAGUCCUGGAGUUGGUAUUACCCUUACCAUUAUGCACCUUAUCUGUCAGAUAUUCGCAACAUUAGUGAACUCAAAAUCCGGUUUGAAUUAGGAAAACCUUUCAUGCCAUUUGAACAGCUUCUUGCUGUACUGCCAGCGGCCAGCAAGGACUUGCUUCCAGGGUGCUACCAGCAUUUAAUGACUAGUGAAGACUCUCCAAUUAUAGAAUACUAUCCUCCAGAUUUUAAAACUGAUCUAAAUGGGAAACAACAAGAAUGGGAAGCUGUUGUUUUAAUUCCAUUCAUUGAUGAAACCCGGUUACUGCAAGCCAUGGAGUCAUGCAAUAAGUAUUUGAAAGAAGAGGAGAAGAAGAGGAACAGGCACAGUGAGUGCCUGAUGUACUGGUUUGAUCAGGAAGCUGGGUUUAAGUACCUCUCACCUUGGCCUGAGAAAUUCCCAACCAUUGAAAAGUGCCGUGCCAGGUAUAAAAUAAUAUCUUUAGAUGCUUGGCAUAUAGAUAUUAGUCACAAUAAAAUAACUAAAGUUGACCAGAAGGCACUUUAUUUCUGUGGGUUUCCUACUUUAAAGCACAUCAAGCAUAAGUUUUUUCUGAAGAAAGGUGGGGUACAAGUAUUCCAACAAAGCAGCCGUGAAGAUAAUAUGAUGUUAGAAAUCCUAGUUGAUGAUGACUCAGAUGAACUUCAAAUAGAAAAUGUUGCCUCAUUGGUGCUCGGAAAGUCUGUCUUUGUUCAUUGGCCUCAUCUUGAAGAAGCUAGGGUUGUAGCAGUAUCAGAUGGAGAAACUAAGUUUUACUUGGAAGAAACUCAGGAAACAGCGCUUUACUUGGGAAAAACUGUCCCACCAACUAAAGUGAUUCAUGUUGGCGAUAAAGAACAAUCUAACUGGGUGAAAGAAGUACAAGCAAUUCAGAACAGUAACUACCUGAGAAGAAAAGGAAUAAUAAUAAAUGAAACUUCUGUUGUUGUGUAUGCUCAGUUACUUACCGGUCAUAAAUAUCAAUUAAAUCAAAAUGGUGAGGUUCAUCUGGAGAAACAGUGGUCAAAACAAGUUCUUCCUUUUGUUUAUCAAACUAUUGUCAAGGAUAUCAGUGCUUUUGACACACAUUUCUCUAAUAUCAAAACACUGGAUGACCUAUUUCCACCUAGAAGUACAGUCUUUAUGCUGGGGACUCCUUACUAUGGCUGCACUGGCGAAGUUCAGGAUUCAGGGGAUGUAAUCACAGAAGGUAGAAUUCGUGUGGUUUUCAACAUUCCAUGUGAACCUCAUCUUGAUGCCUUAAUACAGAACCAGCAUAAAUAUUCUAUAAAAUACAAUCCUGGAUAUGUUUUGGCCAGUCGUCUUGGAGUGAGUGGAUACCUUGUUUCAAGGUUUACAGGAAGUAUUUUUAUUGGAAGAGGAUCUAGGAGAAAUCCCCAUGGAGACCAUAAAGCCAAUGUGGGAUUGAACCUGAAGUUCAAUAAGAAGAAUGAAGAAGUUCCUGGCUACACCAAAAAAGUUGGCAAUGAAUGGAUGUAUUCUUGUGCUGUGGAGCAGCUCCUGGCAGAGUACCUUGAGAGGGUACCAGAACUCUUUAGUUAUGUAGCUAAGAACAGCCAAGAAGAUGUGUUCUAUGAAGAUGACAUUUGGCCUGGUGAAAAUGAGAAUGGUGCUGAGAAAGUUCAAGAAAUUGUUACGUGGCUAAAGGCGCAUCCUGUCAGUGCUUUGUCUCGCUCAUCUUGUGAUUUACAAAUUCUGGAUGCAGCUAUUGUUGAGAAAAUUGAAGAAGAAGUAGAAAAAUGCAAGCAAAGGAAGAGUAACAAGAAAGUACGAGUGACAGUGAAACCUCAUUUACUGUACAGACCAUUAGAGCAACAGCAGGGGAUUGUUCCUGACCGGGAUGCAGAAUUCCGUCUUUUUGACCGUGUUGUGAAUGUCAGAGAGAACUUUUCAGUUCCUGUGGGUCUCCGUGGCACCAUCAUAGGAAUUAAAGGAGCUAGUAGAGAAGCAGAUGUGCUUUUUGAAGUAUUGUUUGAUGAAGAAUUUCAUGGAGGUUUAAGGAUAAGGUGCUCACCUGGAAGAGGUUAUCGACUGCCAACAAGUGCCUUAAUUAACCUUUCUCAUGGUAAUCGCUCAGAGACUGGAAAUCAGAAAUUGACAGCCAUAGUGAAGCCUCAGCCUGCUGUGAAUCCAUGCACUUCAAGUUCAUCUGGUUCAUUUGCUGCAGCUUCUCAGAAAGCCCAUUUAGGGGUCAACAGUUCUCGAUCACCUUUGCCUCCAGUACCUACUAAAGAUGAUGAUGAAUUUUGUAGUAUUUGGCAAUCAUUACAAGGAUCAGGAAAGCCUCAACAUUUUCAGCAGAAUUCACAGGAAAAGGGUUUGGUUCUACCUCAAGAAAUAAACAGAGGAGCUACUGCUACUCAGUAUUAUAAACCUGGCUUCAGUGACAGCAGCAUUAAGAGUCAGCAAAGAAAAUGUGAUCAAUAUAGAAAAUUCAAAGAAGAUUGUAAAAUUUCUAAGAAUGAAUGUCAGUCACAAAAGACAGCAAAUAAACAGACUUUUGGAGGGACCCCCAAAUGUAACGUUAAGCUUUUGAAGAGAAAUGAAAGUCCCAGUACUUCAGAAGUCCAAAAAGUUGUAACUGAUGAUCCAAACACAGUUGGGAAGACUGACCCUGGAAUUGAGAAUUUCCUAAUAUCCUUGAAAAUCAGCAAGGAGAAUGAAGUACAGUAUGGUGGGGAAGCAACAAGUGAAGAACAUUUGUCACCACAGUCAUUUGCUAUGAAGGGAACACAGAUGCUUAAAGAAAUUCUGAAAAUUGAUGGCUCUGACCCUGCGGACCACAAGAAUGAAGUCAAACCAUCAGUUAAUGAAGUUAAUGCUUCUUCUAAUAGGAAAGAGGUCUACGGAUCUUCUGCACAGCCCAGGCAAUCCAAGAAGCUAGCUGCCUAUAUGAAUAAGCCUCAUAAUCCAGGGGAUUGUCAUAGUGCUCAAGCAAUGGACAACUUAGGCCGACCUGUCCUCCCUCAGCAGCCGCCUUUGUCCACGCCAGUAUCAGAGCUUUCUCGACUUUGUUCUCUUGUUGGAAUGCCACAACCAGAUUUCACCUUUCUCAGAACGCCACAGACAAUGACAGUUUGUCAAGUAAAGUUAUCCAAUGGCUUACUAAUACAUGGACCACAAUGCCCAUCUGAAAAUGAAGCCAAGGAGAAAGCUGCUUUUUUUGCUUUACAACACUUGAGCACUGUAGGAAUGAAUUUUCCUUUGCCUCCACCAAUGUUUCCAAACUACCCACCUGCUGUACCCACCGGAGCCAUUCCUCCAGUAUUUGCCCAACCUGCUGGCUGGGAUCACUCUGGAAGCAGCUUAGCCUUUGGGGCAGCUAAUAUAAUGCCUCCAUCUCCUCACAUCUUUGGUUCAGUGCCAUGGGGGUCUCCAAUGCCAAUUCCUGGGAAGCCUUAUCCCCACCAUGCUCCGUACCCCACGAACAUGCCUCUCACAGGACCCGUGCCACUUGCACCUCACAAUCAGUUCAUACCUCUUCAGGUUACAAAGAAAAGAGCUGCAAACAAAAGGAACAAUGAGUGUAAGGGAGCCCAGGGUUGUUCUUCUCAGGCUGUCGCUCUUCAACCAGCAUCUGCAGGGCUUUCAGAAAGUGCCCAGUUAACUUCACAGGAGAGUUCAUCAUCCUCAAAGUCACCUCAAGUUCCUCCUCCUGCAGUUUCUUUUCAAGACAGAGUAGCCUCUUCAGGCUCUGGUACCUCUCGUGGUAAAUCAGCACCAGGUUCUUCGAGACGAAAACCGAGGAAACUGGCAGUUAACUUUGGUGUUUCUAAACCAUCAGAAUAAUUAUGGUAUUUAGGGUUCAAUUCAUGUUUCCUUUACAACUUCCCCAAACUUUUUUUAAAAGGAUCUCUUUGUCCUAUUUUUAAAAAAAGAAAGAAUGCACUAUUUUAAAAAAAUAAUGUUUGUAGUACUGAAAAACUGAAGAUCUUUUAGUUGUUAGGCUUUUUUCAGACUGUUAAAAGUAUAGGUACAGGGGGCGGCUAGGUGGCGCAGUGGAUAAAGCACCAGCCCUGGAGUCAGGAGGACCUGAGUUCAAAUCCGGCCCCAGACACUUGACACUUACUAGCUGUGUGACCCUGGGCAAGUCACUUAACCCCCAUUGCCCCGCAAAAAAAAAAAAAAAGUAUAGGGACAAAAGUUUGUGUUGUGAAAGGCACUGAAGAAGCAAACUUAAAAAUGAACCGCUCCAUCCAUCCGUCGUGCCUAGACACUAGGAGCAUCUCAGCCCAUGACUUGGAGAUUUCUGAGCAAUAAUAAUAAUAGCGCUUUCUCACCUUUCCUUGAGGCAGUCAAUAGUGAUGAAGUUGAAAUGGGGCCUCAAACAUAAUUUACAAUACGUGAAUUUUAUUUUUUUAAUAGUUUAAUAAAAUGGAUGGGGAAGAGAGGAGUGGCUUUUAUUUCUUUGCAUCUUUGGCUCUCUGGGUCCUUUGGGCCUACAAGAGAAUAAACUUAAUGGGGCUGCUGCUGCCAGGCUUGCUUCCUGUCCAAAUUUUAUACCAAAGCUGCUUUCAAAUACCAACCAGAACUUUGAUCUCUCUAAAUGUCUUGAAUCUUAAUAGCAAAUUAGGUUUGAGUGAGUAAUUAAAAAAACACUUAGGUUGCUCAUGAACCAGCAUCGUUAAUGAAUAAUAAAGUUUAAUUUAAAUAUCCACAGGAUACAAUUUACUAAAAAUGAAUAGACUUGGACUGUAAUGCAAAUCAUUGAUCAUGUCAGUAUGAUUCUUCUGUAUGAUUUUCCAACUGCUGCUUUACCACCAUUUGAACCUGCCUCUCAUCCAAACACAAUGCUGCCUAGAGGACUAAAGAAAUCUUAAAUACUCUUUAAAUUCCAGGGUGUGUGCUAAUAUAGGAGCAAACAUCAAUGCCUUUUCUAUUUUACAUAUUAUCUCUAUGGCAGAUGUCUCUUUCUUGUCAGUUCCAUAUUUUUAAACCAUUUCUUGGAACUGCUUAGUGACUGGCAUUGUGUUUUCUUUGCAUGUUAUUUAUAUUUAUAUUCAUGUAUGAGAGUGUGUAUAUAUUCAGUGUGUGACUAUUGAAAUUAUUUUAAAAUUUGUUAAAAACUCGGUGUCACUGAGGCAAAAUUUGUAUACUUAAGGAUCUAGUCUUUGUUAUUUGGUAUUUUUAAGGAAUGGGCAUUGUCAUAUGCUUUAUUUAAAAAAAAAAAGAUAAAAAGAAAGAAAAGAACCACACAUUGAAUGUGGUAUUGCUUUUUAUUCUUGCAUCUAACUUUAUUGGUCUUUUUUUUUUUCUGCUAUGGGUCUUAAGUCAGUUUUUAUUCUCAAAGUUCAGUUGUUAACUUAAUAUUUUUCUCUCUCAUUGCUGAGUCCAUUGUUCUUCUAGGAGGCUAUGUAAAGUGAUACUAACAAAGCAGUAGUACCUUUAGCACAAGGAGAUGGUCAUAAUUGAUAUGUUACUGUUUUGAGCUAUUCACUAGCUUCUAUAUUCAUUUUUCUCGAUUCUUCAAAUACCAACUCCUUAAUUUUUACUAUUCAGAAAGUCUUUAUAUAUUGUGGUUACAAUGAACAGUGUUUAAUGAGUCAGGCAAUGUUAAUACUAACAUCUUAUGUUUAUGAUGCUGUAUUAAAAUCUCCAUUUCCAGCAGCUAUGUAAACUAACAAACAAACCAUUUCAACUCAAUAUGUAUAUGACUUUUUUAGGACAGAAAGAGAAGAAUAUGCAAAAAAUAGAAGUUUUAUUGAAUAUGUAUGAUUUUCCCUCUUAAACACUUUGUUCGUGUCUUAGUAAAGCUUGCUCAGAAUUUUCUGAGAUGUCACCUUAAAAUAGAAGACUUGCCCUAGCAUUAUGGCAAGCAGAUAAUUGAAUUGAUUCUUAGAGACAAUUGCCACCAAGUGCUCAGUUAGCAAUCAUGAGUUCCUAUAGGGCUUCCAUUUUGUUCUCAAAGAUCUUUUCCAAGUGCUUAUCUGACUGAGGCUGCCGAGAUGAAAUGGAAUAGAAUACACAGGGCACAUGGACGUCUUCCACCGGCUCCUUUCAGGACAUUAGUUUGAUGCUAACUUUGCCCCUGAAGUGAAGGUUUCAAAGCCACCAGAGAGCUUGUCCUCCUCCAGUUAAAUUAGGGGACUUUGUGUUCAUUUAUGGUCGUGCCUGGCACAGUCCUGAGAAUUUCUCCUAGGAUUGAGACUUUGGGCCUGAGAGCCUAAAUUCUUUAGUUAACCCUUCCAUUUAAGGCAAGCUCAAACUAGCCCCCUGGGAUGGCAGGGUGCUAAUCCAGCUGUUUACCUUGCUGUCUCCUUGCAAGUCAGGCUCUUCUUUGUGAUUAGACUCUUCAGGAUGUUGGGUGUCAGAAGAGCUGAGCCCAAAGUGGUUUUUCUGUAGGUCUUUCAGAAAGAAUACUUAAGUGGGGGACAGCUAGGUGGCUCAGUGGAUAAAGCACUGACCCUAGAUUCAGGAGGACCUGAGUUCAAAUCCGGCCUCAGACACUUGACACUAGCUAUGUGACCUUGAACAAGUCACGUAAUCCUCAUUGCCCCACAACAAAAAAGGAAGAAUACUUAAGUGCCCCUUAACUCUUUAUUUAAGCGCUAGUAGGUGCAUGUUUGGUCAAUAAAAUGUAUUUGUGGACCAGAUUUAGCCAAUUCCUCCAUCUGCAUUCAAGGAUGCCACUCAUGUUUUUCCAAAUUACUUAUAAUCUAUUUUUAUUUUUAUAUUUGUUAUGGAUUAAAUAAUCCAGACAUUACAUAAAGACUUAGGCAUCUCAGAAUGGAUGAACUGAGGAUUUAAUUCAUCUAUAAGGGAACCUGAGUUCCACCUUGGAAAUUGCUAGUUAUCAAAGGGCAUCCAAGUAAUUAUGAUUGGAGAUACUUUUAGUUGGUUUAUUUUUUGGACAGCUAGUGAAGAUAUAGAUGUAUUAAGGUAAGGUGGUUUUCAUUUGUCUUUUGAGAGCUUUCUAUUUAGUAUCUAAUUAGGACGAUUUAAAAAGGAAAGAAAGCUUGUGUUAAGUGUCAAAAUAAAACAUAUCACAACACCGCUUUCUUGACCAGUACCAUUCUAGCCUAUUCAAAAUAACCUUGUCUCUAAAGGUUAUUUGGAAAAUCAUUUCGUUAAAAACUAUGGUAGUUAUCUGUUUUUUGAAACUGCUGAUCAGUCAAAAUGUACUUCUACCUUACUUUUAUUGGGGGGGAGGUGGGGUGGGAUACCUGGGCAUGUAUGAAAAUGUUUCACUCAGAAAGAAUCCAAUCAUAGUUCACUUGCCUUGGACAGUAGCAUAAAUCAUUACUGCUGCUAAUAUAUUUUUGUUGGCUUUACUGAUCAAACUUGGUCCGCUAAACUUUUAGAAGGUACCUCUCCUAUUUAAAGACAUAGACUCUGAAUUCCAGAAACAAGAGACACAUAUCACAGUUAUUAGGUCUCCCACUUAGAUACCGCCUCCCCCGUUCAAGCAUCCAAAUAGUAUUAUAACAAAAGAUAGAAUUAACCCUACAUUGUGUAGGGCUAAAUGUUUUAUAGUACUACUCUUUAAGGAAGAAAAAAUAAUUUAGCAUUAGGUAAAAGAAUUCAGUACUAAAAAUUAGAUCAUAGAUUUUUAAUCAUAGAUUUUUCAUCUUGUUUUUUUUGUUCCUUGGACUAAUAGUGGUAUAAAAUUUGGAGGUAAAACAUUGUGUCCAACACUUAGAAUGGGAACUGAAGAAGUAAUAAAGUGCAUGGCUGUACCAAAACAUUCAGCUCUCUGAAGUGCAAUUUAUGAAGGACACUAUCCAGUUUCCAGGAGAUCCAUCUUUAUAGUAGUCGCCCCUUCCAAACCAGUGUUUUUUAGCAGUAUCAUACCUCCAGCUCUCAGGUUUUAGAAUCUUGGUGUGCUAUAACAUGGAGGGGGUAAUUUGGUGUAGCAGAGCAAGCACAGGAUGUGGAGGCAAAGGACCUGGGUUCAAAUUCAAGCUCUUCUACUUAGUACCUGUGUGACCUUGAACAAAUCACUACUGGGCCUCAUUUUCUGCUUCUCUUAAAAUGAGGGGAUUGGACUAGAUAAUCUCUGAAAUCCCUUCCUGCUCUAACUAAGGCCAGUAAAUUCAGCUUCUGUUUCAUCAUCUGAAGCCAGAUUCUCGUGCUUUAGGCUCACGCAGAACCAAAGAGAUGAGAAUUUGUCCCAUAGCUUACUAUGGGUUUCAUUCAUCCUUUCUUCAUACCUUACGGUUCAUUUUUCUUUUUAUUCACAGGUUACUUACAGUUUCUUCUACCUGAUGCCCAAUUCUUUUAGUUUUUAUAUGUUCUGGUACAUGAGUAAUGGAUCUGUGCUAUACCAUCCAUGACUUCAACUUUGUGUUUGUUUUAAACAGUGUGAUUAAGUUAGAUUUUCCAGAUAUAUCUUGAAGUAUUUCUUUAUUCUCAUAGAGAUAAAUAUUUUAUAUGUCCUGGAAUUUUUCAUCAGAACUUAUACAGAGCAGUAUUUUAUUAAGAAGUCCAAAGGGAAAACCUUUCUGUGCUCAUUUUGUAGUUUAUUAUUUUUAAAAAGUACCCUGUCAUUGUUUAUCUGCCAAGUAAAGUGUCUUAAACUUGUAUUUGAAUGGAUCUAGAAUGUAUUUUUGUGUUUAGUGUUAAGUUGUGCAUUUACAGAUUUCUAGCAUGUAGUUUGCCUAAAAGACUGUGCAAAAAGUAUUUUAAAGCAUAUGAUACGUUGGAAGAAUAAAAGAACCAGCCAUAAGAUUUAAAUGCUAUAUACAUCUGUAAUUAAACAAUUGAUCAUCAUUC